UCCUGCAGUCGUCGCUCCAGCGGCGCGGCGCCGGUGAAGAGCGCGGGUGCGGCCCUCAUUCCCGCGGCGGCAGCGGCUUGUUCUCAGGCUCGGGGCCUGUCAGGAGGCAGCGGCGGCGGGAGAGAGAGAGAGAGCGAGCUCGGCGGCGAGAUGAUGGCGGCCGUGCCGCCACCCCCACCGCCGCCGCCACCACCCCCACCUCCCGGACCGGGGACACCGGCGGUGGCGACGAAAACCGGCGAGGAGAAGAUGAAGGAGAUGGAGGCCGAGAUGGCGCUGUUUGAGCAGGAGGUCCUGGGUGCGCCGGUGUCCACCUCAGCCGUCACCGCUGUCCCGGAGACGGUCCCCGUGGCCAUGAUGCCAGUUCCUGUCGCACGGCCCAUCAUCGGAACCAACACGUAUCGGCAGGUCCAGCAAAGCCUGGAAGCCCGAGCAGCUGCUGCAGCCACGGUGAUGCCUCCGGUGCUGGGACCUCCCUCGCCGUUUGUCGGGCCCGCAAUGCCUCCACCAAGAGAGUCUCCAAUUGUUAGACCCGUCUUCGUUCCUCACGUUCUCCAGAGACCGGCCGGACCCCGGAUGCCUCCCAUGAGGCCACCCCCUCCCCCUCCGUUGAUGGGGCCGCCGAUGCGCACUCCUCCUCCCCUUCUGAUGGGCCAUCCCAUGGCCCCUCCGCCCCCAAUGGGACCGAUGCAUCCAGUGCGGUAUUCCAACGUAAAUCAGCUGCCCCCUCUGCUGCCAGUCCACCCCCCAGUGCUCCAGCCCAUGCCAAAAGCCAACCUGACCAUCAUUCAGGCAGCACCCACAGUCUACAGGCCCCCUGUGGUCAAGCCCAAAGAGGAGAUCCCUGAGCCCCAUGUGCCCACUGUCCUGGAGGAGAAGGAGCUGCCCACAGAGGACAACCUGAUUGGACCCACAUUACCGGAGGUGGAGCCUCCACACGUGGAGGUUGGGGAGGUGAUCCCUGAAGAUAAAAAGAAGAACAAACAGGAGAGGACGAAACGUUGUAUCCGGACAGCAGCCGGGAUUUCCUGGGAGGAUCCGAGCCUAUUGGAGUGGGAACACGAUGAUUUCCGAAUCUUCUGCGGGGAUCUAGGAAACGAGGUGAACGACGAUAUUCUGGGGCGGGCCUUCGGCAAGUACCAAUCCUUCCUGAAGGCGAAGGUGAUCAGGGACAAACGCACUGGCAAGACCAAGGGCUACGGCUUCGUCAGCUUCAAGGACCCCAACGAUUACGUGCGGGCAAUGAGGGAGAUGAACGGGAAGUACGUCGGGAGUCGGCCGAUUAAAUUGCGGAAGAGCAUGUGGCGGGACCGGAACCUGGACGUGGUGAGGAAGAAGCAGAAAGAGAAGAAGAAGCUGGGGCUGCGCUGAGCGACUGUGUGGGGCGGCGCAGAACCUUCCUGUUCUGUCCGGCCCCCUCCCCCCUCGCCAGCGCGGUGCUGCCAGGGGUGGCCUGAUGCCUGGGGUUGAGACAUCGGGCUCCCUGUUACCCCCUCCCCUCCCCGCGUUGUGUAUAAAUGCUGACAGCCCCCCUCCCCCCAACCCCUGAGUUUUCCUGCUCCGUGUCAGUGGGCAGCUCAGUGCCGAGCAGCUGAUGGACUUGUGUAACAAGGUGUUUUGAUGCAGGCACCUCUCGUCGUUUUGUGAAUUUACACGCGCGCGCACUCGUUUUCUCACACACACACACACACACACACACUGGCGGCUGGUUGUGCAGCAAUAGAUGGUUUUACUUCA
Hemiscyllium ocellatum (epaulette shark) is the source of this 1737-nucleotide messenger RNA. RefSeq names its product RNA binding motif protein 42 (gene rbm42). Gene Ontology annotation, molecular function: mRNA binding. The record is from RefSeq and is a predicted model, not a curated record. The transcript is spliced from 10 exons. The coding region runs from base 151 to 1371 and encodes 406 amino acids. NCBI's taxonomy places the organism in Eukaryota, Metazoa, Chordata, Chondrichthyes, Orectolobiformes, Hemiscylliidae.